Molecule: messenger RNA, 3062 nt
Organism: Diachasma alloeum
Lineage: Eukaryota; Metazoa; Arthropoda; Insecta; Hymenoptera; Braconidae
Product: mucin-5AC
Exons: 10
Coding region: 81-3041 (986 amino acids)
Source: RefSeq, a predicted model, not a curated record
UUUCGGAUUUUUUAUCGAGGUUUAUCACCCCUUGGGGCUAGGCUUGCACUAGCACAAGGGUGGAAACUGGGCUGUGAAUAAUGAGGGGAUUUCUCGUGCAUCCCGACGUCAAUGUCGCGAGUUUUAUUCUCGUCGCAUUUCUUCUCGUCUUGACGUCCACUGAAACCCGUCAAGAUGAGAUCGGGGGAAAUUGGAGUAAUCAGUACCCGACGAAUUCGGUGUAUCAGGCGGCGAUGGGCGCUAAUGCUCAGGGGCCCGCUUCGGGGGGAACGAGGCUGGAGCAGGGGGCUAAUGCUGAGAGUUAUGAGGAGGGUUUGAGGGAUACGGCGAGUGAGGAAGUGGAUUACGAGGAUUAUGAGGCCGAGAGCGCGCAGAGGGAGUCCAAGGAGAUUCGCGAGCCUCGGAAUCAGGGGAAUUCUUCGGUGGAAAUGAAUUCCAAGACAAAAGCGAAGAACUCGAGGGACAGCGCUGAUUACUCUUACUAUUACUAUUACGACGAUGACUACGAUAACGCCACGAAUUCCCAUCUCCCAGAAUACCCAGAUUACACAUCCGUCAAUGAAUCAAGCAGUGUAAACCCACCUCCGGACCGUAAUUCAUCCCACACAAUAAAUCCUCGAGUCGAAAGUGAAGAAACCGAGAGUGAAAUGCCCAACAGUGAUGAGAGAAUUCUCAUCGGCGAGGCGAUCGUUUCAGUGGUAACGACGAAGAGCGUCGUCAACGGUACGAUAUCAAUCCCCACGCCCGCCCCGAUGACGACGGAGCAGAUGGACGCACCACUGCUGGAAUCCACGAGUUCUCGACCCCCGGAGGCCCCAACAACCGAGGACUCGAUAAUAGUCGCAUCGGUUCAGACGAGCCGGAGCAUCUCAGGGGCUCGCUUUCUCCCGUUCGACCUCAACGGGGAGCCCCAGAAGCCCCUGAACACGACGAACGAAGGCACCCGGAAGUCCAUCGAGUCAACGGAAUCGAUAAUCGACAAGCUCGAUCGCGUGCAGUCUGAGUUAUCGAGUGGUUUCCUCACCGGGGGCUUCAGGAACGCGGGGAACGCUCUCCAGCUGGACGUCCUGAGUGAGCAGAGGCCCACGGCGCCGCGGAAGACCUUCACGACCACUGGGAAACCCCCGGUGAUCAGUAAAUUCGUGCCGAAGAGGUACAAUGAGCGGAAGUCACCGACAACAUCGACUGAGAGCAUCGAAGUCUCCGAGGGUGACGAGGCGGAGGUGACGCAGGCGUCGGUUCCAGCCGCCAGACCGAAAGGUGCAUUCAAGUGGCCAUCGUCCAGCAGGAGUAAAAGUUCACCAGCAGAGCCUAGUCGACCGCCCCCAAAAGGCGUCACUCCCCGGCUCAGACCGGAGAUGCCGGACAUAAGUGCCUUCCUACCCCCAGGAUUCAAACUGAAGAAAGAAGACGCAACGACUGAGAAAUCCAUAAUCAGCGACAUCCUGGCUCGCUCGAAGGUCAACAUCUCCUCGCUGUUGCCAGCUAAUUACGCGCCAACAGAAGUCAGUCGCGAGGAGACAACGAGCGCCCCGAAGGAGUCCAUUCAGGAUCUCUUCAGCAAGUCCAGCGUGGACAUCAGCGCCUUCCUCCCCCCGGGGUACAACAAACCAACGAAGGGGGAGGAGAGGAAGUCCACGAGCACGACUACCGCCUCGCCGAUUCAGAAGACUCUGCAGGAGCUCUUCUCGAAAUCCAGUUCGGACAUCUCAUCGCUAUUGCCUGCGGGGUACGAAGAUCGAGGGGGAGAUAAUGCCACGAGGACAGUGGUAACUACGACUGAGGGGAGCACCACUGCUGGGGCCCCCAGCAAGGCCCCCGGAGGGGUGAAACUCGUGUUUCCGAGCAGACCUGGGGGGCGAAAGGCUGUGCAGAAGGCGGUCACCCCGACGAGUCGGGGUAAUGAUGCUCCUACGGCGAUUACACCGAAAAUUCAGAAGGGAUGGCCCACGAGGGCUACCACUGAAUUCACUGGAUGGCCAACACCUUCAACGACUCCGAUCUCCAUCGAGAAGCUCUUGGAGGCGGCCCGAACCGCGACUGUGAGCUCCGUGAACAGUUCAAUGAUUCCGAUCACCAGCGAAGCGUCGACGACGCCCUCAACAACGACCACUACCACGACGGUGCGACCCACAACCCCUGGGUACUGCACGGAGGAGUGCGAAGUCGCGGGGACCAUAAGGAUUAUUGGAAAUACCACUUGGGUGCCGGAAUUGUUUGAUAGAAAUACUCGAGAGUGGCAGGAGUUGGCGAAUGUCGUUGAGAAAGAGAUCAACCUCGUCUACAUCAAGUCAGCAAUCCUCCGAAAAUGGUACAAGAACGUGCGGAUCGAUGCCUUCAGCCCCGGUAGCAUUUUAGUCGACUACUUCGUCGAGCUCCAGGAUCUCACCCAACGAAUCAACACUCAGGAGCUGCGCGUUCUGUUCCACGACUCUCUGAGGACCUACAACGCGCACAAGUGGAACGAAACGAGGACCACGCGGGCGCCACUGAGGCUCGGGGACUUCCUCAUCGACCCCAAAUCCACGGAUUUCGUUGUUAUUCCUAAAGUUAAUUUGCCACAGCAUGUCGAGAAGGACGACAGGCUGAUACCCCAGUGGGCCAUUGCCAUCAUCGUCAUUGGGGUCGGGGGGCUCGUGUUCAUCAUCAUCUUCGGGGUUUCUGUGCUCGUGAACCGCCAGAAUGCGACGAAGCUGAGGCCUUCGGUGUCAGGAAUGUACACUGAAGAGGCUGCCAAGAACAUCAUUCACGCGAGUCAAGCAGCAACUUCCCACAGGUCAUCCCAGGACUACCCCAAAUCAGAAAUUUCUACCAUAUGGAACGAGACUGACGCGUGGAGAGAAAAAUCAUUCGAGUCUAACUCAAAUAAGAUUUUGGUCGACGGAAUGCUGCAGGACGAGAAGAAAUACAACGUCUACGACAGUUGGAGAUCUGAAUGGAACGGCUACUACUACCAGCCCUCCCACUCGAGCAGCAAAUUUCAGGGAUACGAGAGCAGUGCCUACUCCCGACAUCCCCCCGACUACGACACGAAUUUCUGACAGAACAAGACUAAAUUUAUU